Molecule: messenger RNA, 2268 nt
Organism: Penicillium paradoxum
Lineage: Eukaryota; Fungi; Ascomycota; Eurotiomycetes; Eurotiales; Aspergillaceae
Product: RNA lariat debranching enzyme
Exons: 3
Coding region: 1-2268 (755 amino acids)
Biological process (GO): mRNA splicing, via spliceosome
Cellular component (GO): nucleus
Molecular function (GO): RNA lariat debranching enzyme activity
Source: RefSeq, a predicted model, not a curated record
AUGACUCUGCGUGUUGCUGUCGAAGGCUGCGGCCAUGGCAGCCUCAAUGACAUUUACGAGGCUGUUAAGCAAAAGGCCAGCGCGAAGGGAUGGGAAAGUGUCGACCUCCUUAUCAUUGGUGGCGACUUCCAGGCUCUGCGCAAUGCUAAUGAUGCGACUUGCAUCUCCGUGCCUGACAAAUUCAAGCAGAUUGGAGAUUUUCACGAGUACUACAGCGGUGCUCGUGUUGCUCCAUAUCUGACGAUUUUCAUCGGAGGUAACCAUGAGGCGAGCAACCAUCUCUUUGAGCUUCAUUACGGCGGUUGGGCGGCCCCCAACAUUUAUUAUCUGGGCGCAGCCAAUACUAUCAACCUGGGAUCUCUCCGCAUCUCUGGAAUGUCCGGCAUCUGGAAGGGGUAUGACUACCGCAAGCCCCACUAUGAGCGUCUUCCGUACAACAGGGAUGACCUCUCCUCAAUUUACCAUGUCCGAGAGGUGGAUGCACGCAAACUACUUCAGGUUCGAACCCAAGUCGACGUCGGCCUAUCCCACGAUUGGCCCAAGGGCGUCGAGAAGCUUGGAGACUACAAGACCCUGUUCCGGAAAAAGCAAGGCUUCCAGGCCGAUUCCGACUCUGGAAAACUCGGAAAUAUUGCUGCGCGUGAGGUUCUUAACCAUCUGCGGCCUGCUCAUUGGUUUUCUGCUCAUCUACAUGUUCGAUUUGCUGCAGAAGUGCACCACAGUGUGCCUCCGACUAAACCCGACACGGCCAACCCCUGUGGAGCUCAUGUCGCCGAUACUGUGACUGCUGCUCCUGUCCCUGCAGCUCCUGCCCCUGCCCCAACUGUACCACGCAGUGAUCUCAACAGUAGCGCUCUUGCUGGUCAAAAUCUACUGGGUGUUGCUACCGGUGAUGAAAAGUCUCGCCUUGCUGCCUGGCAGAACUUCGGGAAUGUCGCCCGAAAGCUCGAGUUGGCAGAUGGGGCUACUUUCAUGCGCCAAUUUAGGGCGAGGAAAGCAUCAGAUCCUCCGCGGGAUGUCAAGUUCAACGAAUGCGUCAAGAUUGCUGGAGGUCCCAUUCAGAAGUUCGUGCGUGGUGGCGACGGUGAAAAGAUCGAAGGUGCCUCAUUCGAUGAUGGAAAGACCGAGAACCUUACCAAGGCCAGCCAGAGAAACAGUGUUAUGGGCGAAUGCUGCGUGGAUGGUCCGUCCGAAAAGGAUCGUGGCUCGAUCGACAGGGUAAUUGGCGAUGAUCUCAAGCCCGUCCCCCGGGAUGUCUCCCACACUGAAACUGUCCAUAAUACCGAUAAGGUUGAUCUUGCGAGCAGCUCUCCAAGUGGUUCCAGCGUUCAUGCGGCUUCUGAGCGACGUUCUCCGCCAACCUUCAAGACGACCAAGAAUAUGAACGACGAUGUCAACAACGCCGACAAGAUCAGUCUUGCCACCAGCCCUAGCAGCUCUGCAAGCAUGGGCAGUCCGCCUGCGCAGAAAGCGCUCCCGAAAAGAGAUAUUUCUAUUGAUUGGGGUAAAGGCAACACCCCGGAUUCAUGGUGGACCACCGGUGAUGAUGAUCUGGUCGGUGUCCUGGACAACGACCUUCCAACCACCCUUGACCAGCCACCUGCACCUGUUGUUGUCGCCAAAUAUCUUCCGGCUCCACAAGAGAUUAAGAAUCCUAUGACUCGGUUCCUAACCUUGGAUAAGCCCCACAACCACGAUCCUUUCGUCGAAUUGCUGGAGAUUACGCCAAUUUCCGAGCAAAAGGAAUCUCAGUUCCAGCGUCCCUUCCGACUCCAGUAUGACAAGGAGUGGCUGGCGAUUACUCGUGUCUUUGCUGAUGAACUCCAACUGGGUGGCAAUCCUAACGAUCCUGUCCCUGCCCACAAGGGAUAUGAAUAUUACCAGCAACGCAUCGCUGAGGAAGAGAAAUGGGUCGAGGAACACGUUGUUGAGGCUGGUCUGAUGGAUAUCCCCGAGAACUUUGUUCUGACUGCGCCUGUCUAUGACCCUGCAGUUUCGAUCAACACCCACGAGCAGCCUCGCGAAUACGCCAACCCCCAGACAGCUGCCUUCUGCGAUCUCAUCAAGAUCGAGAACAAGUUUGCUCUGAGUGAGGAGGAACGACAGGCUCGGGUGGAAGCCGGCCCUCGCCGUGAACAGCACCGACAGAACUUCCAGCGCAACCGCGGUGGCGGCCGUGGUGGACGUGGAGGUCGCGGUGGACGUGGAGGCGGUCGCGGAGGUCGACGUGGCCGCGGCGGAGCUCAGCAUACGGGAGAUCGUUGGUGA